CAGGCAGCCGGCGCGGGCGCCUCCGCACGUCCGCAGGCUCCACUGGGAGGUGGCGGCCGCUGAAAGGCUGGAUCGCCUGAGGGCGGGCCGGGGAGGCGGCCGGGAGGUGGGGCGCUGGAGGGGGCCGGCCGGCGCGGCUUCAUUUGUGGACGCACGGCCUGCGCCCCAGUGCUGGGUUCUCCGUGGUGCGCGGCGACAAGCGGCUGGAGUGGCUAUGGGUAGCCGCUGGGGCUUCCUGAUCCGCUUCUUGGGCGCAGUGUGGCUGCUUGGCUUGGGCCACUGCGAGCAGCAGACCCCAGAGACAGCGGCGCAGAGGUGCUUCUGCCAGGUUAGUGGUUACUUGGAUGAUUGUACCUGUGAUGUUGAAACCAUUGAUAAAUUUAAUAACUACAGGCUUUUCCCAAGACUACAAAGACUUCUUGAGAGUGACUACUUUAGAUAUUACAAGGUAAACCUGAAGAGGCCAUGUCCUUUCUGGAAUGAUAUCAGCCAAUGUGGACGAAGAGACUGUGCUGUCAAGCCUUGUCAAUUUGAUGAAGUUCCUGAUGGAAUUAAAUCUGCAAGUUACAAGUAUUCUGAAGAAGCCAAUAAUCUCAGUGAAGAAUGUGAACAAGCUGAGCAACUUGGAGCUGUGGAUGAAUCUCUAAGUGAGGAAACGCAGAAGGCUGUUCUUCAGUGGACCAAACACGACGAUUCCUCUGACAACUUCUGUGAAGCUGAUGACAUACAGUCUCCUGAUGCUGAAUAUGUAGAUUUGCUCCUCAAUCCUGAGCGCUACACGGGUUACAAGGGACCAGAUGCUUGGAAGAUAUGGAAUGUCAUUUAUGAAGAAAACUGUUUUAAGCCACAGACAAUUAAAAGACCUUUAAAUCCUUUGGCUUCCAGUCAAGGGAAAAGUAAAGAAAAUACUUUUUACAGUUGGCUGGAAGGCCUCUGUGUAGAAAAAAGAGCAUUUUACAGACUUAUAUCUGGCCUACAUGCAAGCAUUAAUGUUCAUUUGAGUGCACGAUACCUUCUGCAAGAUACCUGGUUAGAAAAAAAAUGGGGACACAACAUUACAGAAUUUCAGCAGCGGUUUGAUGGAAUUUUGACUGAAGGAGAAGGUCCAAGAAGGCUUAAGAACUUGUAUUUUCUCUACUUAAUCGAAUUAAAAGCUUUAUCUAAAGUGGUACCAUUCUUUGAGCGCCCAGAUUUUCAACUCUUCACUGGAAAUAAAGUUCAGGAUGCAGAAAACAAAAUGUUACUUCUGGAAGUACUUCAUGAAAUCAAGUCAUUUCCUUUGCAUUUUGAUGAGAAUUCAUUUUUUGCUGGAGAUAAAAAAGAAGCUAACAAACUAAAGGAGGAAUUUCGACUGCAUUUUAGAAAUAUUUCAAGAAUCAUGGAUUGUGUUGGUUGUUUCAAAUGUAGACUGUGGGGAAAGCUUCAGACUCAGGGUUUGGGUACUGCUCUGAAGAUCUUGUUUUCCGAAAAACUGAUAGCAAAUAUGCCAGAAAGUGGGCCCAGUUUUGAAUUCCAUCUAACUAGACAAGAAAUAGUGUCAUUAUUUAACGCAUUUGGAAGAAUUUCUACAAGUGUGAAAGAAUUAGAAAACUUCAGGAACUUGUUACAAAAUAUUCAUUAAAGAAAAGGAGCUGAAUUGUGCCUGUUUCUGGAUAAUGGAGGUCAAAGAGUGGAAUUUCAUUCAAAGGCAUAAUAACAAUGACAGUCUUAAAGCAAACAUUUUACAUAAAGCUGCUUUUGUAAAAGGAGAAUUAUAUUGUUUUAAGUAAACAAAUUUUUAAAAUUGUGUUAAGUCUAUGUAUAAUAUUAUUGUAAGUAAAAGUAACAUUUAAUAAUGUGGUACACAUUUUAAAGUUUAAUAUUGAAUAAAAUCAGGAUUAUUAAAUUUACAUAUGGUAAAACUUAGGUAAACGAUGUUUUAAGUCUCUCAAACUGAAAUUUUGUGUAAGAAGAUGUAAUAUAAGUAAAACUAUGGCCAAUGUGACAGGUGUUUAAUAGAAAAAUGCCGAGGAGGCUCUUGAAUAAAGCAUAAUUAACAGCUUAAAAUUUUUCAAUACUUUUAGAGUUAACAGAAUUAGUAAAUAAAAAUACAGAAUGCCCAGUUAAAUUUGAAUUUCAGAUAAACAACAAAUAGUUUUUUAAUAUGAGUAUGUUGCAUGCAAUAUUAGGGAUAUACUUAUACCAAAAAAUUUUUCCUUAUUUAAAAUUCAAAUUUAACUUGGAGUCCUGUGUUUUAUCUAAAAUACAUUGGUAUGAAACAAAUCACUUUUAGAAUUAUAUUACUAUUUUGACUGGCUUGUUUUGGUGUGUAGAAAGAUACAAUGACAACCAAAAUGCAUAGGGUAUUUCUAAAAAUGUGAGUUUAAUAGAUUUAUAUAUUUAUUCUCAUAAUACUUUACCUAAUACUGAAUACAAUUUGGGGAAAACUUUUUAUUUUUAUAUAAUUUUAAAUUCAUGGGAAGGUUUCCAGGAUAAUACAAAGAACUCUUUUACCCAGAUUCACUAAGUGUUCAUACUUGCUUUAUCUUUCAUGCUCUCUCUGUGUGUAUACACAUAUUAUUUUUUUCUCAAUCAUUUGAAAGUCAGUUACAAGCAUCAUGCCCUUUGAACCCUAACUACUUCAGUGUGUAGUACUGAAUAAUUUAUUUAAAAUUAUUUUUUCAGAAAAAAGUAGAACUGUAGUAUGAUAAGCCUUAGAAUAAGGAAUCACUUUGAGUUCCAAUCUGAAGUUCUUUUUGAGUUUUGUUGCCCUUUUAAUGCUUGAUCUGUAUAGGGCAUGUAAUUUUUGUUUUGUUGUACAUAAGAUUCAUUUCCUUUUUCUCUCUAAAACUAAACUGUAAUUUUGGGAGGUUUCCAUUAGUAGAAGCUCUUCAAUGAUAAAAAUAUUUGAAUGGGUUGAGGAAUUUUUAUCACAUUGUAAUUGUAGGGAAGAAAGAAACUGUAUACCUCAAAAUCAUGUGCCUCUUUAUAUGUUCUUAUUAGGUAUACUAUGUUGAGAUGCUAUAUUAUUAAUAAAGCAGGGUUUACUUAUAUAAUGGUUUAGAAAUGUCAUUUUACACUGCUGUAUACUUUUUCUUCUCUCUGUCCCCAAGGACCGGUAUGAUGCCAAGCACAUAGUGGGUAUCCAAUAUUUGUUGAAUGAAUGUAUGAAUAUGUAUUCAGUAUAUUUUAAAUGAAUAAUCACAGAGCUAAGUUUAACAAUAUGUGUUAUAGUUUUCUUUCCCCCCUCAUUUGAAUAGGCCAAGAAAAGAAACACAUUAACCUACUAGUUAAGUCAAUAUUCUUGGAGACUCAAAGACCAUGAAGUGAGCACCAUAUAUAAAAGUUUAAAGACAUUUGUAGUACUCUGAAGAUAUGGUUGAUUGGUUUAAAUGGUAAUUUUGUCUGUAUACCUCUCUCUCAUGCCCCCACCUUUUGACAAUGAAUUUUUUGGAAAGAAUAUUCCAGUCUUCACUUUGUAACUUCUCACUUGCUCCAUAACUAAAAUCUGGCAUUUGGCUCCAUAGUUCUUAACAAUCUCUUCCUUUGAAGUCUAAAAUCCCAGUUCUAAAUCCAUAGUUCAGUUUACAAGGCAUUUCUUAUUUAACUUUUUUUUCUGCAUUUGACACUAUCCCCUUUGCCCCCGGUUUCCUUUUAUUUCACUAGCUCCUGGAUAAUUCCUUUUUAGCAUCUUUUCAUUUAUGCCUUAAAUGUUAUUCCUCAGGCUUUCAUUCUUGCUCUCUUAAAAACCACUACUUCUCACUUUUGGGUAACUCCAAUUCAAUGAUUUCUAAAUCUCUAUCUUUAGCCCAGACUUAUCAUUCCAUCUGUCUACCACAUAUAUUUAGUUGGUUGUCCCACAGAUACCUGAAUGUCUUAAAACAAUCAUUCUCUCCCAAAUCUACUCUUACGCCUAUUUUCCUUAUUCUGGUUACAUUCUGAACUAUGAAUGUCUAAAUUCUCUAGGCUCACUCCUCUCCUCCAUCUUCAUAUCCAAUUAGUGUCUAAGCACUACAGGUUUUUCUCUCCAUAUAUGAUACAUCACUGUCUUUCCACUUUCAUUGCUCUUACCUAAAGUACUAACCUGUCUCCUUAUAGCCAGCCUGUCUCCUCUUUUUGCUCCAAAAUGCUACCAGAGUGGGUUUUCUAGAAGCACUCUAACAAGGUCCUCUGAUAUGUACCUCAGUCCCAUCUCCCCUAGACCCCAUGUUCUGAUAAAACUGACUUACAGUUCUUCAAAUGCACCAUACUUUGGUCAGGCCUCCAUACUUUGGUGCAUGCUGUUCUCUUUGCUUUUAGCAUCCUUGCCAUCCUUCUCCACUUGGAAAAUUUCUAUGUAUCCCUGCAGGCUCAGCAUAAAGCAUCACCUCUGUGAAAUCUCUCUUGUUCCAUACAAGGAGGACCAUAUCUAACUUUUGUGUGUCACCACUGUAAUGACAACCUACCUCUAUUGUGUCACUUAUUGUACUGUAUUGUCUUUUUUAAGCCUCCUUUACUAGAAUGUGAGCCCCUUAAGGGCAGGAAAAAGAACUUUAUCCAUUUUUGCAUCUCCAUAGCAUAGUUUUUGUUAUAUGAACAUUUAAUAAAUGUUUGUUGAAUAAAUUGUUUUUAAAAUGA
Pteropus alecto (black flying fox) is the source of this 4596-nucleotide messenger RNA. RefSeq names its product endoplasmic reticulum oxidoreductase 1 alpha (gene ERO1A). The transcript is spliced from 16 exons. Gene Ontology annotation, biological process: protein folding in endoplasmic reticulum. Gene Ontology annotation, molecular function: protein-disulfide reductase activity; FAD binding; thiol oxidase activity. The coding region runs from base 215 to 1621 and encodes 468 amino acids. Gene Ontology annotation, cellular component: endoplasmic reticulum membrane; endoplasmic reticulum. The record is from RefSeq and is a predicted model, not a curated record. Lineage: Eukaryota; Metazoa; Chordata; Mammalia; Chiroptera; Pteropodidae.